Molecule: messenger RNA, 2772 nt
Organism: Tachysurus vachellii
Lineage: Eukaryota; Metazoa; Chordata; Actinopteri; Siluriformes; Bagridae
Product: ephrin A4
Exons: 5
Coding region: 569-1174 (201 amino acids)
Biological process (GO): ephrin receptor signaling pathway; axon guidance
Cellular component (GO): plasma membrane
Molecular function (GO): ephrin receptor binding
Source: RefSeq, a predicted model, not a curated record
UUAAUCAACGGACCGGAGACGCGUCAAAUCGCUGUCAACUCUCAACGGCUGUGAUUGAAAACCUUGUUUUACCACUAACUGAUUUUCUUUACGAGUACCAGGAGUACCGUUUAUAAUACGUACAGAAGUUGGAGUUACGUUUCAAGACAUUUUAAAACUUGAGAAUAUUCCAGCACACGGAAACGCCUGGGGUUUAUCGAGUUACCUCAGACUUGUGUGAGGUAAAACAUCUUAGCUACUUUGCUAACAAAUUAAUCCAACACUGGAUACAAUUACUUUCGGUACAUCCUGCUGUUCGGGACAACAAACAAAACAGAACAAACAAACAAACAACCAGGACGGAUAUUUCUAAAAAGUUUUUGAUUCGGUUCUUAAUACUUUUUUUUUUUUGAGUCGGUUCUUGAUACAUUUUUUGAAUCGGCUCUUGAUGCAUUUUUUGAGUCGGCUCUUGAUGCAUUUUUUGAGUCGGUUCAUCUGCUUCACUGUUACUAAAACUCCACAUCUCAUGAGCGAGUAAAGAUUUUUUCAGAUUUUUUUUUUUUUUUUUUUUUUGGAGCUGGAUGCAGAUAUGAGUUUUCUCCGGUACUCAGGACCUUCAUACACGCUGAUUAUAUUGAUUUUGCUCAUGCAUGUGCUUUCAAGUGCUUCAGGAAAACGACACCUGGUCUACUGGAACUCCACCAACACCAGGUUAACCAGUGAUGACUUCUCAGUCGAGGUAAAUCUGAACGAUUACCUGGACAUCCUGUGCCCUUACUACCCAUCCGGCCCUCCUGAGCAGGGACCUCCAGAGACGCUGGCGCUCUAUCUGGUAACGGGGCAUAAGUUUCAGGGUUGCCGUGAGACCGAAGGGGCCAUAAAGAGGUGGGAGUGCAACUCUCCAUACUCAGCCUACGGCCCUGUCCGAUUCUCGGAGAAGAUCCAACGCUUCACACCCUUCUCUCUGGGCUUCGAGUUUCUUCCUGGACACCACUAUUACUACAGCUCCCUGUCUAUGGAUGAUGGACCCCCCCUUCCAUGCAUGAAGCUCAAAGUCACUGUGUCCACUACAACGACUGGGAAAAAGGAACAAGGACAAGGAACUCCAGCUCCUCACAGUUUUGCCCAAUCAAGAAGAACUAGUGCAGUGUCUGUCCUCGCUCUCACCUCCUUUUCUCUUUUUUGUUUUUUAUGAUAAUUGGAAGAUUCGACCCAGCUAAUAGCUAUGACAUGCCAACAGGUCAUGUGGGAUCAUUCCCCUGUCUGUAUCUAAGCACACACACGUUCACACACUCAUUCAGCUCACUUGCCUUGCUGUCAUGUAUUCGGAGUGGCACUAAUCUCUCUCCCUCCAUUUCCUCUCUCUCUCUCUCUCUCUCUCUUGCUGUCCACUCUGUGCCGCUUCAUUCUACAAGCGACUGGCACUAAUCUACCUUCAAAGACCUCUUCCUGCUGCUCUUCUUUUGCGUAAUCCUUUCUUCAUUUAAAAAAAAAAAACACACACACACAGCUGCCACCGCAUCCCUCCCUCCCUCUUCUUUUUCCCCUCCAACCGCAGAUUUUCUCUUACUGUACACUACUACUGAACUGAGCCAAAGUGGAGAAGACGAGGAGAGCGGUGGACGUCCCUGUAGCACCUGUGCUGCUAAGAAAAAGUGCAGGGACACGGCGCAAGCAGUAAAGCUCUCAGCUCAUUCAUCAGCUCUCAGGAUCACAGGAGAAGACUUUAUUUCACCUGCUUUCCACCACGGACGAACUGGAGCCAAAGCAAAACACUCUUACACUCAAACAUUUAACACAUUAAACACCAGAAAAAUCUGAGAAACAGACGUGUGCCGUUUUCAUUUAGAACACACACGGGAGGAAACGAAGCUCGAUCCAAGCUUUAGACACUCAUUUGACUAACAGGAAGACGAUUUACAGCUUCCUGUCCAGGCUUAGCCGGAAAUGAUGACCGACCGCGGCGCGUUGUUCUCGUCUCAGCAACGGUGUACUUGAUUGGACGGUUUAUUUCACAGCAUCACUAACGUCAGGAAACGAUUGGUCCGUUCACGUCACCGCUCCUUUCGCGAGAUGAAGAUGAUUGGACAGUUUCCUGAGCAUGUAAUUCAAAUGAUUACAUUUAGUUUGUUAUUAUUUUUUUUUAUUUCAUUUUGUUUUGUUCUAUCUUCAUUCAAAGAAUUGUGUACUGGCACCAAUUCAUUUACUAUACAGAUAUCAAAUCCGUUGGGUUUUUUUCUUUACAUUUUGUAUGGGAGAAUGUUGAAUAUUUUCAGGGUGUUUUUUUUAUUUUUUUAUUUUUAUUAUUCAUUACAAAGUGAAGUCCGAACAUUUUGUAUGCUCAGAUUCUGCAGAAAUAAUACAAGACCUGCAGUGAUUUUUUUUUGUAUUGGAAAUAUUACUUUUAUUGAAAAGUAACAAAUUCUAUUUAAAUUCACUUUAAAAAUGUUUCUGUUUGAAAAUUCUAAAUCUUAUGAAAUUAUACAAACUAAAUAUGUUUGGUCUUCUUUUUUUUUUUACUCAUUGUAUGAAAUGCAAUUGAAGCGAAGGUGCCAGUGCAAAAAAAAUAAAAAAUCAAAUCAAUUCUGAUUUGUGAAUUGAAUUGUGUAAAACAGUUUACACAGAAAAUAACGUGUGCUGGAUUCCGCAUAAUUUAGGGACUUUGUCUCUUUUUGUUCCUCUGUAUAAUUUGUGUUGUUUUUCACAUUUUAGUGAAGAGUUUGGUGUCUUCUGUGAAGAAUUACAGGUUUAACCCUUUUUUUUUGUACUGUGAAAUAAAUGUUGCUGAGUAAA